Molecule: messenger RNA, 465 nt
Organism: Aspergillus tanneri
Lineage: Eukaryota; Fungi; Ascomycota; Eurotiomycetes; Eurotiales; Aspergillaceae
Exons: 2
Coding region: 1-465 (154 amino acids)
Source: RefSeq, a predicted model, not a curated record
AUGUCCUGGCCACGAUCACAACUUUUCGAGAUUGGAGAUCAAACAUGGUGUCCGUCAUGGUUGCAUAAAUACGAACAGUUCUCCCUUACGCAGCUCUGGCAGCUACAAGUUCCCGGUUGGAGCAACGGUAGUCUUGCGACACAAGCAUGCGAAGUGUUCAAGGAGCAUUUACAGGACCUAUCAUCAUAUGCCGUUGUCGACGUCUGUGCUGGUGCUGGGGGACCCACUCCAGUGCUUGAAUUCAAACUGAAUAAGGAACUCCAGUCUAAGGGCAAAGAUCCUGUUCAUUUCAUUUUAACCGAUCUCUACCCACAUUUUGAAGAGUGGCGGAGAAUCUCGAAGAAACAGAAAAACGUGGCAUACAUCAAAAAACCAGUUGAUGCUCGGGCUGCUGAUCGAUUUACAAAAGCAUCUUCGAAGGCGAAAGAAUGCAGACUCUUUAAUUCUGCCGAUGCUUUCAUGUAA